Dromiciops gliroides (monito del monte) is the source of this 1618-nucleotide messenger RNA. RefSeq names its product microfibril associated protein 2 (gene MFAP2). NCBI's taxonomy places the organism in Eukaryota, Metazoa, Chordata, Mammalia, Microbiotheria, Microbiotheriidae. Gene Ontology annotation, cellular component: microfibril. Bases 123 to 653 code for a protein of 176 amino acids. The record is from RefSeq and is a predicted model, not a curated record. Gene Ontology annotation, biological process: embryonic eye morphogenesis. The transcript is spliced from 9 exons.
UCCCGUUCGGGGGUUGGGGAGAAGGGGGAGGCUCUUGGCAGGCAGCUGAGUGGGCAGAGGAGAGAGACCCAGACAGCUCAUCCCUUCAAUUUUACCCCCUAUUGGCUGCUGUAUCUUUUGUCAUGAGAGCUGCCUACCUCUUCCUAUUGUGCCUGCCUGCCGGGCUGCUGGCCCAGGGUCAAUAUGACAUCGACCCUGACCACAUCCAGUACACACAUUAUGGGGAUCAGAUUGAUAAUCCCGAGUACUACGAUUACCAAGAGUCCACCCAUCGCCCCCCAGAGGAACAGCUACAGUACCAGUCCCAGCAGCAGGUGCAGCAGGAGGUGAUCCCGGCCCCUACCCAUGAAAACCCAGAGACUGAGCCCACGGAGCCUGGACCACUAGACUGUAGGGAAGAGCAGUAUCCUUGUACCCGCCUGUACUCGGUCCAUAGGCCCUGCAAACAAUGCCUCAAUGAGGUCUGCUUCUAUAGCCUUCGUCGAAUGUACAUCAUCAACAAAGAGAUCUGCGUCCGGACUGUCUGUGCCCAUGAGGAGCUGCUCCGAGCCGACCUGUGCCGAGACAAGUUCUCCAAGUGCGGUGUGAUGGCGACCAGUGGCCUGUGCCAAUCUGUGGCUGCCUCCUGUGCCAGGAGCUGUGGGGGCUGCUAGUGGGAAGGGGGCACCGGGAAGGGAGCUUGGCCUAGCUUGUGGCCAGGGGACCUCCAGGUGCAUGAAUCUGGGCCAGCAGGCUUGAGGGGAGGGGGAGCUGGGUUUGAUUCUGUCGUGUGGUUAAAAAAAUAACUGGUUUCUAAUUCUCUUUCCUUUCUGUGUGUAAGCAGACUAAAGUGUAGGGACUGGGAGAAGAGCCCACAGCUACCCCAGGGUGGGUGAGGCCACAGGGGGACAAUGCCCCAUCCUGCCCAUCUUCCUGCUCCCUGCCUCAUUGGCAAAUGGAGUCCUCGAUGCCAGUGGCAUCAAGGGCUCGAAGGGGAUGACAGAGGCCAUAAAGUGGUUGGAGUGUUUGGCUUGGAGUCAGAAAGACCUGGGUUCUGAUCCUGCCUCAGAUACUUAGUAGCUGUGUAACCCUAGGCAAGUCACAACCUCUCUGUGCCUCCGUUUCCUUAUCUGUGAAAUGGGAGUUGGACUUGAUAUUCUGAGACCCCUUCCAGCUCUGAGACUAUGAGACCCUCCCCCCAAGCCUAAACUUAAAAUACCUGCUGCAAAGAACGCCAUUACCCCCUGGUAGCCUGAUCCACUUGUGGCCGGCUCUUGUGGGUAGGAAAUUUCUUCUUCCAUCAAACUAAAAUCUGCCCCUCUUCGACUUGUCAUCUCCAGCCUAGUUUUGCCCUCUGAGGCCAAGCAGAGAGAGGCUAAUUGCUCGCCCACUUGGCACCCCUCAGAUACUUGAAAAUAAUUGCCCUACCAAGCCUUGUCUCCUGGUGCAACUUCUCCCAGUUCCCUUCACCUGACCCUGGUCUGGCUCGGGUUGCCGUCCCCUUGGUAUCCUGGGUACCCUCCCUUAGCACCGCCUGCAGGAGGCAUCUCAGCUGGAGCAGAGGAGGGGCCUGGGGUACAAUGCCAGCUGCUCCCCCUGGUCAAUCCCUAUGCCUGGUGCUCACUGGCACCCCACCCGU